Cottoperca gobio is the source of this 784-nucleotide messenger RNA. Its product is annotated as lipopolysaccharide-induced tumor necrosis factor-alpha factor homolog. NCBI's taxonomy places the organism in Eukaryota, Metazoa, Chordata, Actinopteri, Perciformes, Bovichtidae. Gene Ontology annotation, molecular function: zinc ion binding. The transcript has 4 exons. The record is from RefSeq and is a predicted model, not a curated record. Gene Ontology annotation, cellular component: cytoplasmic side of lysosomal membrane; nucleus; cytoplasmic side of late endosome membrane. The coding region runs from base 102 to 554 and encodes 150 amino acids.
AGAGCUCAAUCAGUACUUCUCCAUCGCACCUGGUAGACUGCUGACUGCAAACACGUUCAGAAUAUUGCUCCCUUUUUUCUGUGCUACACACAAAUUGUUAAAUGGAGAACAAAACAAAAGAGGAUGAGACGUUUACAAAACCUCCACAGUGCUUCGUACCAGAUGAAAGUGAAACGGUGAAAAAUGUGAGGAUCUACCAUGUUCACUCACCUUUCAGCCCUCCACCCCCUUCCUCCUCCUUAACUCACUCACCUCUAGCAGUGUCCCCUGCUCCUACAUUUACUCCCAAGCUGAGGUUUGUGAACUAUGAAACACGGCUGUAUCGCUUGCCAGCUCUGACAAACUGCCCUGCCUGUAAGACACAGGUCACCACGCAGGUCACCUACCAAGUCGGGUGGCACGCGUGGUUCAUGUGUCUUGUGUUUGUGAUAUGCGGGUUGGUGCUUGGAUGCUGUCUGAUUCCCUUUUUUGUCAAAUAUUUCAAAGAUGCCUAUCACACUUGUCCUCGCUGUCAAAGGGUCCUCCAUAUACACAGGAGGACCUGCUGCGAAUAAACACACAAGAGUCCCUACCAAAAUGUUAAUCUGAUGGCUAAUGUGUUUUGUCUCUUAAACAGAAGUUCAAUUGCAAUAAAAUGUUUGUUUCAAUCAGUCAGGAUAACUUAAAAUGAAUAUAUUUGUUUAUGGAGAAGAAAUGUUGGUUCAUGUCAUGUAUAAAAGCGAGAUUUAUGCGUUUUAAUGUUUUGUAACAAUCCUAUUAAAUAAAUGUUUUCUGUGGCGAUCUA